AUGGCUUCACGGGUGGAAUUUGACCGACAGCUGAAGAUGAACGCAGCAGCACAGCGGCACACCGGCCUUAUCCUACCAGAAAUUACUGCCGACAGGAGGAAGAAGAGGAGUACUCUGCACAGGUUCAGGAACAGUCUGAAGCAGAACAUCUGUGUAGAGAUGCUUCAAGGAGGCUUUCAUAGGUCCUUCUCAGAGCUUUUCUUUCUGCUGAACUCUGAUCAGGAUCGGAGGGCGGCGGCUGAACCAGGUUCAGGUGUUAGGCUGCAGACUCCACUGGACGAACAAAGGGACAAACUGGAGACCAUGAGACUGCACCUGAGCCGGGCCGAGCAGGCUGAGCGGACCGGUUCCUGGUCCGUGGUGUGUGAGCAGCGUCUGAUUUUAGGUCAGUACUUCUCGGCUCCGGAGGAUCUCUGGCUCAGUUUGCACUUCUACCACAGCUGUGCAGACAGAGAGCGAGGAGGACGCUCGAGACCGGCCACCGAGGCCCGUGCAUGCCUGGCUGAGCUCUACCUGCAACAAGGCGAGCUGGAGCGGGCGAGCCAGCAGGCAGAGCUUUGCCUCAAGCGGGCAGAAGACGACGGCUGGCUGGACUCGGCCGGUCGGCCCCUGAGGCUCCGGGCCCGCCGAGCACUGUGGAGGAUCUACAGCCGGCUGGCCGAAGCACCGCUGGACACCGCAGACUACAACGAGGCCCUGACGCUGCUCCACAAGGGCUACAGCAUGGCUGCUGAGUCUGAAGACCAACAGAUCGAAGCGGAGGCCUCCUAUCGACUAGGACUGACCUAUCAGAGUGCAGGAGAACACGACACAGCCAAACAGUUCUUCGACACUUGCACGCAGAUUUACGGCACACUGCAGGACGCAGACGGACUGGUGAAGACAUACAAGGCUAUGGCCAAGUCUAUAGAGAGUGAGGGAAACAUACAUGAGACCAUCCAGUGUCUGGAGACGUUAGCUGACAUCUCCCGUAGCAACGGACUGCAACACCACCUGGCAGACGCCUACCUGCGCCUGGGCAAUAUCUAUUAUACGAGGAGUCAGUGUAAGAGAGCCUGUGAGUUCUUCCUGCAGGGUUAUGAAGUUGCCUCUAACCUGGAGGAUUUGACUCUGCUGCACAAAGCACAGGUGCUGGUGGCUCGUGCUCGUGCUCACUCCCUGAUCAGGAAAUACGGCGCUGACGUGGAGUCGGCCACGCCCAGCGCCCUGCGACGACUGCUGGCCUGGAAGGAGACCAGAGGCCGUCAGGACCUCAGUACAGACUCUACAGACAAUACCAACACUGCCUGGUACUAA
Chelmon rostratus (copperband butterflyfish) is the source of this 1296-nucleotide messenger RNA. RefSeq names its product tetratricopeptide repeat domain 29 (gene ttc29). The coding region runs from base 1 to 1296 and encodes 431 amino acids. The record is from RefSeq and is a predicted model, not a curated record. The transcript is spliced from 11 exons. Gene Ontology annotation, molecular function: protein binding. Lineage: Eukaryota; Metazoa; Chordata; Actinopteri; Chaetodontiformes; Chaetodontidae.